Messenger RNA from Paraglomus brasilianum, 168 nucleotides. NCBI's taxonomy places the organism in Eukaryota, Fungi, Glomeromycota, Glomeromycetes, Paraglomerales, Paraglomeraceae. The record is from the annotation of a GenBank genome assembly.
AUGUCCAUGGGCAAGGAUAUGGAUGUCUUUUUUGGAGAGGUGGCCUUGUUUGCAUCUGCUGAAGACUUUGACUUGAGGAAAAGUGAUGCUGAAAGCCGUAGCGUCAGCCGGAAAAUUGAUAUCGUUUGGUCAACGAAGCCACCUGGAAUUUGCGAUCGGCGAAAUUAG